Molecule: messenger RNA, 273 nt
Organism: Clonostachys byssicola
Lineage: Eukaryota; Fungi; Ascomycota; Sordariomycetes; Hypocreales; Bionectriaceae
Source: the annotation of a GenBank genome assembly
AUGUACAUUCCCCUGGCUAACGGUAAGACGAGGCUUGGCAAGCCAAUCUUCGUCUGGUCAGCAUCCGGUAAGGCUGGCCUGCCAAGUGCUUACUGUAAGAUGCGCGAGUGCCGUUGCCAAGUUCUCUCCGACGUCAUCUUCGACGCAGACGGCAAUGGAAAGGAGGUUGGCGGCAAAGAAGAUGGGCGAUAUCAAGGCUGUGUUAACGAGAGUGUGGCACAGCGUUCCAUCGAGGCAGGGACUUUUGGAACACCAAUUCUUCGCUGUUACUAG